UUGAGGUCAGAGGGGGAAGGGUCCCUGGAGGUCACUUCUUGCCCUGGGAGUUCUGCAGAGGAGACAGGCUGGGUCAGGGCGAGGGGUUUGCCCAACAUCACAGGGUGGAGGUGCUGCCAGAACUCAGAGAACCAGCCCUGCGGUGUCUGCAGACAUUCCUCCAGGCGGCGGCGGGGAAGUGAGCCUGGAGGGAGGGGCUGGGGACUCAGCCUGGAGGGACCCUGCAGAGCCAGACACAGAGCUGGGGCUUUGGGGAGCCCCGCUGCAUGUGAGGAAGGGCUUGGAGAACAGCCCAGCAUGCCCACAGCAGAAAGGGUUGCCAGAGAGACAAUGAGCACCUGUGGCUGAGGCCUGUCAGCAGGAUGGGGCGGCGCCUCCCAGGAGGAACACAGAGGAUCUGGGCCCCCUCAGAUCCUGCCGCUCUGUAAAUGCUCCACUAGGUAGGAAUGGCACUCACCACUGCUGGGCAGGGGGGGUGUGACAGAGCAAGGAGCAUGCCAUUUAUGGCCAGUUGAGAUUGCUGAACUGGGAACCAGGAGGCUGGGCCUGUGCCUGCCCUCUCUGAGCUCAGUGGCCUCCUUCUUGCCUCCCAGCAAACUUGGGCGGACACCCAGACCCUCCUGCCUCCCAGCACAAGCCGGAUGGAGGACCUCCCUGGAUGGCAAAAUCUGCCUGCCGUGCCUCCCUGAGCUUCUCAAGCUCACUGAGCUCAGGAUGGCUCAUCUGACAGAGCCUGACUCAGCCCCGGAGGGCUCUGCAGGCUGCAGGACAGGGAAUCACAGACUCUCAGAUGACAAUGUCUCCUGAGCCAUGGAGUCCAUUGCAGUAAUAUCAAUGGCAAACGUGUGCAGGAGCUGGUGUUGCUGAUUUAUGCAUCUCAACUCCUUUAGUCCUCAGAACGCCCUAUUAAGGAAGGAAGUGUUAGCAGCCAUUUUACAGAAGAGGAAACAGAGGACAGAGAGGUUAAGUAACUUGUUCACAAUCUCACAGCAAGUGAGUUGUCUGGCUCCAAAGCCCGUGUUGUUCAUCUCUGUUCCACACAGUCUCUGAGAGGAGACUGAAACCCGGAGAGGGAAAGUCACUGAGGCAGGGAGCAGGAGGAUUUCUUUCCUCUAGACUCAGGGCUCCUCCCUCAACCAGAUCCGUUCUGACAGCUCCUCUGUCUCCACCCGGCCUCCCUGCCAGGCCUCCUCAGAGUUAACAGCAGCCUGGCUUCACCCUUGGCCAGCAGUUGCAAGUCCAAACAGGCUUCGCCCACAUUCCCUGGCUGCUCUCCAGCCCGCAGCGGAGACAACAAAGUUCAGUGACUGAGAGGGCUGAGCGGAGGCUGCUGAAGGAGAGAAAGGAGUGAGGAGCUGCUGGGGAGAGAGGGACUGUCCGGCUCCCAGAUGCUGGGCCUCCUGGGGAGCACGGCCCUCGUGGGAUGGAUCACAGGCGCUGCUGUGGCGGUUCUGCUGCUACUGUUGCUGUUGGCCACUUGCCUUUUCCAUGGACGGCAGGACUGUGACGUGGAGAGGAACCGUAUAGCUGCAGGGGGAAACCGAGUCCGCCGGGCCCAGCCUUGGCCCUUCCGGCGGCGGGGCCACCUGGGAAUCUUCCACCAUCACCAUCAUCCUGGCCACGUAUCUCACGUGCCGAAUGUGGGCCUCCACCACCACCACCCCCGCCACACCCCUCACCACCUCCACCACCACCACCACCACCACCACCACCACCACCCUCACCGCCACCACCCCCGCCACGCUCGCUGAGGCUGCUGCCGCCGGUGCCUAUGGACAGCAGCUGCCCCUGCCCUGCCAUCCAUUCCCAGGACAAGUGGACCCCAUGUUUCCAUGUGGAAGUAUGCGUCUCUGGGGUGAAUGAGGGGAACAAUGGCCUGGGGCUUGCUCUGGCGGCAUUUGCAUGCUAUGCCCCAGUGUACUAUGACUGCAGAGAACUGAAGAACACUGGGGCCUGAAGUGCUGAAGGGUUUGGGGAGUGGAGAGUAAGGGUGCUCUUUUGGGGCUGGACAGCCCACCUUGUGACUGUAACUACCAGUGAGCCCCAGAAGUGACAAGGGUGUCCUGGCAGAGCCAGCACACAAGUGGAUGUGAAGUGCCUGUCUUGACCUCCUCAUCAGGCCGCUGAAAGGCCUCUGGCGGGCGGGGCACUGGGAGAGGCCCUGAGAAUGUCCUUUUGGUUUGGAGAAGGCAGUACGAGGCUGCACAGUCAAUUCAUCGGUGCCUUAGUCCAAGAAAAUAAAAACCACUAAGAAGCUUU
This is a messenger RNA of Chlorocebus sabaeus (green monkey), 2259 nucleotides long. It is a transcript of the gene HRCT1, whose product is annotated as histidine rich carboxyl terminus 1. Lineage: Eukaryota; Metazoa; Chordata; Mammalia; Primates; Cercopithecidae. The record is from RefSeq and is a predicted model, not a curated record.